Messenger RNA from Periophthalmus magnuspinnatus, 9275 nucleotides. RefSeq names its product laminin, alpha 1 (gene lama1). The coding region runs from base 12 to 9218 and encodes 3068 amino acids. Gene Ontology annotation, cellular component: basement membrane. The record is from RefSeq and is a predicted model, not a curated record. Gene Ontology annotation, molecular function: signaling receptor binding; extracellular matrix structural constituent. Lineage: Eukaryota; Metazoa; Chordata; Actinopteri; Gobiiformes; Gobiidae. Gene Ontology annotation, biological process: cell adhesion; blood vessel morphogenesis; regulation of cell migration. The transcript has 63 exons.
UUGUGGUCAAGAUGAGGCUGCUGCUGCCGUUGGUUCUCCUGGUUUUGGAAGUUAAAGCCCAAGAAAGAGGCCUGUUCCCCGCCAUCCUGAACCUGGCGUCCAACGCGGAAAUCAGCGCCAACGCAACCUGUGGAGACCCCCAGCCCGAGGUCUACUGUAAACUGGUGGAGCACGUACCGGGGAGGAGGAUCAAGAACCCUCACUGCCCAAGAUGUGACAGCCGAUCAGCAUCACAUAAAGAGCGCCACCCCAUCACCAACGCCAUCGACGGGACCAACCAGUGGUGGCAGAGUCCUAGUAUCAAGAACGGGAGGCAGUUCCACUGGGUCACCAUCACUCUGGACCUCAAACAGAUUUUUCAGGUGGCUUACAUCAUCAUUAAAGCAGCCAACUCUCCGCGACCAGGUAACUGGAUCCUGGAGCGCUCUUUGGACGGCGUUAGCUUUGAGCCGUGGCAAUACUACGCCAUCAGUGACAGCGAGUGUCUGUCGCGGUACAACAUCACGCCUCGCCUGGGACCGCCCACCUACAAGAGCGACACGGAGGUCAUCUGUACGUCCUACUACAGCCGCCUCAACCCGCUGGAGCACGGAGAGAUCCACACGUCUCUCAUUAAUGGCCGCCCCGGGGCAGACGACCUGACCUCCGCCCUCCUGGACUUCACUUCGGCGCGCUACAUAAGACUGAGACUGCAGCGAAUCAGAACACUCAACGCCGACCUCAUGACCCUGAGCACGCACGAUCCCCGCGACAUCGACCCCAUCGUCACCAGGAGGUAUUUCUACUCCAUCAAAGACAUUUCAAUUGGUGGCAUGUGUAUCUGCUACGGUCAUGCUCAGAGCUGCCCCCUGGACGCAGUCACCCAGAAACUUCACUGCGUCUGUGAACACAACACGUGUGGAGAGAACUGCAAUGAGUGUUGUCCCGGGUACCACCAGCUGCCAUGGCAACCGGGCACUAUCACCGAUGGCAACACCUGCGAGAAGUGUAACUGCCACAAUAAGGCGGAGGACUGCUUCUAUAAUCAGACUGUAUCAGACCUGCGCCUGAGUCUGAACACGGCGGGACUGCGGCAGGGGGGCGGAGUCUGCAUCAACUGUCAACACAACACCGCCGGGGUUAACUGCGAGACGUGUGCCGACAGGUUCUACAGACCUCAGGGGGUGUCCCCGUACUCAGACUCUCCCUGUGUCCCAUGUGACUGUGACCUCAGAGGAUCCCUCUCUUCAGUGUGUGUCAGGGACGACUCCACUCCCGGCUCGUCUCCAGGCCAGUGCCCAUGCAGAGAGGGCUUCUCUGGGAGCAGGUGUGAGCGCUGUGCCUUUGGAUACAGAGACUUCCCUCUGUGCUCCAAGUGUGAAUGUAACCUGGCAGGAAGCACCAACACCGACCCCUGUGAGGAGUGUGUUUGCAAAAAAAAUGUGAUGGGGUUCAACUGUGACCUGUGUAAACCAGGAUUCUACAACCUCCAGCCAGAAAACCCCCACGGCUGCACCGACUGCUUCUGCUUUGGGGUGUCCGAUGUCUGCGAGAGCUCCCCCUGGUCCACCAAUCAGGUGACUUUCUCCAACGCCUGGCUUCAACCUGCGGACCAGCUCCACCCCCUCACCGUAGACCACGACAACAACUUCCUCCUGCCAGUCAACCGCUCCCGAGGCCACGCCCACCAGUACGAGAUGUCAUGGGACGCCCCUAGUGAUUUCUUGGCUAAUAAGCUGACUUCCUUCAGAGGGACACUAAACUACACACUUUUGUACGACGUCCCAUUGGAUAAUUUGGACCGCUCUCUUCCCGCCCACUCUGAUGUCAUCAUACAGGGAAAUGGCCGCUCCCUACGACUGUCCCGCCCUCACCUAGUCUCCCUGUCCCCUCUGUCGGAGCGGGCCGUCUCCAUGGUGAUAGGCCCUCAUCAGUUUGUGGAUGACAUUCGAGGUGAUCAUGUGGCCCGCGACGAGCUGCUGACCGUGCUGAGUCAUGUCACCACCCUGAGGGUCCGGGUACUGCUCAACUCCUCCGCCACUGGGCCCAUUCGCCUGGGUUUGGUGUCUCUGGACGUGGCUGACCCGGUGUCCGUCUCCGGGGACAAGGCAGUUGCUGUGGAGACGUGUGAAUGUCCAUACGGCUACAGCGGCACGUCCUGUGAGUCGUGUCUGCCAGGUUUCUACCGCGUUGGAGGAGUCUUAUUUGGAGGGAACUGUCUCCAAUGUGAAUGUAAUGAUCACUCCUCUGUCUGCGAUUACCACGGGUUGUGCCUGUCCUGUUCCCACAACACCACAGGGCCCCAUUGCGAGCAUUGUUUGCCCGGUUUCUAUGGUGAUGCCACCGAGGGGACGGAGCAGGACUGUAAGAAAUGCCCAUGUCCUUUGACCGCGGCAUCCAAUAGUUUCAGCCCAACCUGCCUUCUCCAGUCUAAUGGAAAAGUGACAUGUGAUCGCUGUCAGAAGGGCUACACUGGCAACAACUGCGAGAGAUGUGCCAACGGUUUCUACGGCAACCCACAGGUGCUGGGCGGGUCCUGCUUGCUGUGUGAGUGUAAUGGCAACGUAAACUGGGAGGAGGCGGGGCACUGCGAUCAUGUGACCGGGGAGUGUCUGCUGUGCACCCAGAACACCGCGGGACGCCACUGUGAGCGCUGUCGAGACGGUUACUAUGGCGAUGCCGUGCACGCCAAAAACUGCACAGGAUGUGGUUGUGAUCUAUUCGGAGCCGUGUCCCCUGUGUGCGAUGUGUCGAGCGGUCGCUGUGAUUGUAAGGCCAAUGUGGAGGGCCGGGCCUGUGAUCGCUGCAUGUCUGGGUUCUAUGGUGUAGAAAGUGGACAAGGCUGUGUGCCAUGCAGCUGCAGCCCUUCAGGCGCUGUGUCGGAAUCAUGUGACUCUGAGGGGCGGUGCCAGUGUGUCGAGGGCGUGGCUGGAGACAAGUGUGACCAGUGUGCACGAGGCUACUACAACUACCAGGAUGGACGGUGUACAGAAUGCAACUGUGCCCACACUGGAGGCAACUGUAAUGCUGAGACUGGAGAGUGCAUUUGCCCUCCACACGCACAAGGGGCGAAGUGUGAGGAGUGCAAGCCUGACCACUGGGGCCAUGACCCUGUGACUGGCUGCCAGCCGUGUAGUUGCAGUUCUUCUGGCAGUUUCAUCUCUCAGUGUGACCUCAGCAGUGGACAGUGCAGGUGCAGAGAGGGUUUUGGGGGCAGCUCAUGUGAUCGCUGUGCCCCUGGUUACUAUGGUUACCCUGAGUGCGCCCCCUGUGGGUGUGACCCAGCCGGCACGGAGGAGGAGUUCUGUAACGGGACCACAGGCGUCUGUGACUGCCUACAGAAUGGAGAGUGUGUCUGCAAGUCUGGGGUGUCGGGGCGCCGCUGUGAGGAGUGUGUGUCUGGGCGGUUUGCUCUCUCUGCUCUGAACCCUGAAGGAUGCUCUCAGUGUUACUGCUCCGGACUGAGCCAGGACUGUGAGGAGCAGGGAGGAUUCACCACUGCUGAGCUCUCCAUGGCCUCCCCCUCAGUGCUGCCGGUGGUGUCUCAGUCUAACCUGAAGGGCGUGGUCUCCGGGGUGUUUGUACAAGAUGGAGAUGUUCUUCUGGACAUGAGACACUUGGAGACUUCAGGCCUGUUUGGACCCCUCUAUUGGAAACUGCCACACCUCUUCACUGGCAACAAGUUACUGUCCUAUGGAGGAACGCUUUCUUACUCUGCUGUGUUCUACGCGGAGGACGGACAGGGCUUGACCAAUCAGGAGCCUCAGGUGCUGAUGAGAGGCGGGACUUUGAGGAAACUGGUCAUUUAUACCGAUAUGCCCGCACCUAGUAAUGGAGUGAGAACGAGACAUGACAUCAGGCUUACAGAGCAUCGCUGGCGUUACUUUAACUCGGUCAGUGAAAAGGCGGUGACCCGAUCCAACUUCAUGAUGGUGCUGAGCAAUAUUCAGUACGUCAUCAUCAAAGCAUCUUAUGGAAGCCGACUACAGCAGAGCAGGAUCUCUAAUAUCACCAUGGAGACCGCAGUCGAGGAGGAGGCACAGAUCACAGGGGGCGUGGCCAGACAAAUUGAGUUGUGUGAUUGUCCAUGGGGCUACUCGGGUCUGUCCUGUCAGGAAUGUGCUCCAGGUUUUUUCCGACAGCCCGUCUCGGAACUCUCUCCUCGGAACCAGCGGAAUUUAUUUGUGCGACCCUGUGUUCCCUGUCGCUGCAACAACCACAGUGAGAUGUGCGACCAGGAGACGGGAGCCUGCCAGGAUUGUGAUCACCACACGUCCGGCCAUAACUGCGAGAUGUGUGCAUCGGGUUACUAUGGAAACGUGCGCGGCUCCGUGUCGGACUGUUCCCUGUGCAGCUGUCCCCUCCGAGGGAACAGCUUCAGCCCCACAUGUGAGGUCACCGCGGCAACCAUCGGAUACGUCUGCACCAACUGUAGCUCCGGAUAUGAGGGGCAGCACUGCGAGAGGUGCUCAGACGGUUACUACGGCAACCCGACAGUGAUGGGCGGAGCCUGUGAGCGAUGCGGCUGUAGUGAGUGGGGCGCGCUCAGUUCCUCCUGUAACAAGACCAGCGGGCAGUGUGAGUGCAAGGCCGGGGUCAAAGGUCAGCGCUGCGACCAAUGCCAAGAGCGCCACGUGAUGGAGAUGGGACACUGCAUCUCUUGUAAUGAUGAGUGCACUGGAGUCCUCCUGGAUGACCUGGACAAUCUUCACUUUCAUCUAUCUUCUGUGAAUAUCAGCACCCUCCUCAAAGCCCCCUACAGCCAGCUGGUGGCGCUAGAGAACCAGACCAGAACCAUACAGAAGUCCUUUUCCAACAGCAGCUCUGCCUCUUCGAUGCUAUUGGAUGUGGAGGAUGAGCUGACCACAGUGGCCUCAGAGCUCACUGCUGUCUCUCAGAAGGUGUCAGAGGUCACUGGAUUUUUGGAGCAAGUACGCGGGGUGACGGAGGACAGCGUUUCCCAGAGUGCACUGCUCCUUGAGAACGCCAGCAAACUGAAUAAGAGAGUCACAGAACUGAUCCUGGAGGCGGGGCUUCUCAACCAGACUAACCCCGAGAUUCCCGAAUGGACCAAUCAGACACAGAUGCUCCAGGAGGCAGAGUCACUUGUGGACUUCAUGAGAAUAAUCGAUCUGUCGCACGCCAACACCACAGCCAGUCAGGAGCUCAGUUUGUCGGAGUCCAUGUCCAGCUCUGUGUAUGACUUCAUGUCUUCAGCCGACACAGUGGAGAGACAGCUCCACAACUUGUCCUCUGAAAUGUCCGCUCACAUGGACUUUCUGAACUCUGCCGAAAUGCACGUGAAAGACGCACAAGAACACAACACUAUGGCUCACAAGCUGAUGGACACAGCUACUGGGAAACUGCACCAGUAUGAGUCUGUCUAUGAGAAAACCAACUCUGGAACUAACUCUGUCAGUGAGCUAAUGGAGAACAGUCAGCUGCUUCUUUCACACACUCUCAACCUGGCUGAGGACCUCGCCAACUCCACAGCGGAGGUGGAGCUGCUGGGGGAACAGCUCUCUCAGUCUCGCUCCAUGCUGAGGAAACAGGUGGAUGGCAUGGUGAUCGGACUGAAGAGGACAGACGCUUUGGAGUUGGUGUUCAAAGCAGAAAGCCACGCCCAAACCAUGCAUAGCCACGCCCUCUCACUUCAAAGCUCAUUGUCGGCAGUGUGUAACUUCUCUCAGAACGGCACUCGUCUCUUCCGACUGGACACUGACGUAUCACAGCAGGUUAACUCCGCCCAUAAGGAAGCGCUGAGUGCAGAAAGCUCCGCCUACGUCGCUGUUAACAUGAGCAUCAUUUCUGAGCAGCCUCUGUUUGAAAAGAGUGGAGUCAUCCUCAACGUGAGUUCCACUGUUUUAGAGGAGAGUCAGAGGGUUAACAACUCUGCCACAGAUCUACAGAAUAAUAUCUCCUCAAUAACAUCACGGCUAGCAGCGGUACGACAGAACUUCCUGAAUGCUAGCUCCAUGCUCAGUCGACCAAUCAGAGAGCUAUUAUCUAUUUCAAGUGGUUCUUCUAUGGCUUUGGCGACACAGCUCCAAACACAGAGCCACUCGAACCUGCAGGAGGCGCUGAAGAGGCUGCAGAAGAUCCAAGAGCAGCUGCUUGUGUCUUCUUCUGUGGUGGACAGCGCUAAUGACUCUGUGAAGCAAACCAACCAGCUCAUGAGCAGCACUGACACUACAGCCCAUGAGGCGCAGAGACAGCUACAGGAGGCAGAGCUUCGUUCAGAGCGCCUCUUGGAACGAGUGAAGCCGCUGAGCAUUCUGGGAGAAAACCUGAGCCGUAAUCUGUCGGAGAUCAGAGAGUUGAUCGAGCAGGCCCGACGACAGGCUGCUUCGAUCAAAGUGGCAGUACAGGCGGACCGCAGCUGUGUGCGCUCGUACAGAUCUCAGAUCAGUUCCAGUAACUUCAACACCCUCACCCUCAUCCUGAAGACCAGCACCAAGAACAACCUGCUCUUCUACCUGGGAUCACACUCUCAGGUGGACUUUAUGGCUGUAGAAGAACACGCCGGUAAAGUGUCUCUUCUUUGGGAUGUUGGAUCUGGGAGCAAGCGCCUCGAGUUUCCUGGUUUGGACAUCAGCAACAACAAGUGGACCAGGAUCAACGUCACCAGGUUUGGAAGCCACGCCUCCCUGUCCGUGUACCAGCUGGACUCGAACACACCUCCACUGCCCGCGGUAACAGCCACAUCACCAGGCACAGCUCGAGUCCUGGACAUUGACAACACCACCAGGGUUUAUGUCGGAGGAGUCAGCCAAAACAUGCAGAGGAAUCCCCUGCUCAGGUCCCAUUGGUUUCAGGGCUGUCUGGGGGAGGCAUCUCUGAAUGAGAAGAACCUGGGGCUGUGGAACUAUGAGAGCAGAGAGGGCCAGUGCGGAGGCUGCUUCAGCAGUCCGCAGAUGGAGGGAACGGCCUUUCAGUUCGACGGCUCUGGAUACUCCGUGGUCCAGAAGUCACUGAGAUCCACCUCCACUUCCAUCGUUCUGUUGUUCAAGACCCUGUCGCCGGGCGGAUUACUGCUGUACCUGGCGUCCAACAACACAAGGGACUUCCUGUCCAUGGAGCUGAUGGAAGGGCAUGUGCGUUUGACCUUUGACCUGGGCUCGGGGGUCCUGGUGCUGAUGUCACAGAGGAAGUACAACACGGGGAUGUGGUACAAGAUCACUCUGCAGAGGAACAAACGCAAAGGCUACCUGUCCAUCAUGGCCGCUGAACAAUCAUCUGAAAAGGAAAUCCUGGAGGUGGAAGCUCCUGGAACCGCCUCCGAUCUGAACCGCAACGACCUCGACCCCAUCUACAUCGGAGGACUUCCUGCUUCUCGACCAAUCAGGCGUCAGGUGGUGUCCCGCUCCUUUGUGGGCUGCAUUAUGAAUGUGGAAAUCGCCCGCACCAACUUUGACCUUCUCCGAGAUGCGUUUGGAGUGAGAAAAGGCUGCGCUCUGGAGGCGGUGCAGAGCGUGUCCCUGUUCGGCCCCGGCUUUGUGGAGCUGGCCCCUCGCUCAUUCACCCAAGACACGGAUAUUCUGAUGACCUUCUCCUCCAGGAACCAAUCAGGGCUGUUGUUGUCUGCUCUCAGCCAUGAUAAACAGCACUUCAUGUCCGUGCAGCUCAUGUCCGGCACUCUAGAGGCGGAGCUCGGCAAAGUGGGCGGGGCUUCCCAGAGAGCCAUCAUCGUGGGAGAGUUUUCCGAUGGACAGCAUCACUCUGUCAUUCUCAGCCUAAGCAAGAAGGUUCUUUCCAUCCAUGUUGAUGAGCUUCCUGUCAAAUCCAUUCACCUGUCGCCGGGCGCAGUUUCCAGUCUGUCCCCGUCCUCGCUGUUCAUUGGAGGACUGCCAUCGGGGGCGGAGUCUCGUCUACCGACCAGGAUCCAGAGCUUGUCGCGGUCGUUCCGGGGCUGCAUCCAACACCUGGCACUGAAUGGAAUGCUUGUCGACCUAUCAGGAGCAGCGAGAUACGAAGGGGCGGAGUUGGACAGCUGCCUAUUGGAGGAGCGAGCCGUAGGAGCGGUGUUGAAUGGAGAUCAGGAUCUGGAGCCCACCCCUGACCCCGCCCACCUGCCUGUAGCCCCGCCCACCUACCUGAGCGCCCUCACACCUGGAGCUCUCACGUGCGCUUCAGAGACAGAGCCGAGCUACCUGACGUCCGGUGCUCAGUUCGGGUCUACGAAACACAGUCACAUGACCUUCAGUAUUAACCCCAGCUCUGUAAAGAAGAGCUUGUCCAUCAGGAUCUCCUUCAGAACGUGGGCUGCGGACGGCCUCCUGCUGCUCAUGUCCAGCAAGAACCAGAUGGACUUUGCCGUGCUGCGAUUGGUCGGCGGUCACAUGGUGCUGUCAGCUGACCUCGGAAAGGGACCCGCCUCCGUGACGUCAUCGCGCCUGGUCAACGACGGCAACUGGCACACGGUGACAGCCGAGGUCAGCCGGAGAUCGGUGUCUGUCUCAGUGGGUGUGGCCUCUGACUCCGCCCUCAUCAAAGGCAACCAAUUGGACGUGGAGAGCCGGGUGUACGUGGGCGGGCUUCCUCACACUCACACGGCCAAGAGAAUCAAUGUAAGCAGCAGUUUUCCGGGCUGUAUUCGCUCCGUAGCCCUAAACAACGCGGCUUUGGACUUAAAUAAACCCGAAACGCAACACCACAUCACUUCCUGUUUCAGCAGCGACCAGAAAGGGGCGCACUUUAAUGGCACCGGGUACGCUGUCCUGGUUCACAACGGAUACAAGGUGGGCUCUGAUUUGACGGUUUUGCUGGAGUUCAGGACGAGCCAAUCAGACGCAGUGUUGCUGGGCAUAAGCAGCGCUAAGGUGGAUGCAAUUGGACUGGAGCUGGUCAGCGGACAGGUGGUGUUUCACGUGAACAAUGGCGCGGGCCGUGUCUCCGUCCGCUCCCUGGGGCCCUUCCUCUGUGACGGACGCUGGCAUUCUGUGACCGCCAUGAAAACCAAACACGCUAUGAGCCUCAUCAUUGACCACAAGCACUACAAUACCCCCAACCCCUACCCACAAUCCACCUCUGCAGAGACGAACAACCCCGUCUAUGUGGGAGGUUACCCGGCUGAUGUGAAGCAGAAUUGCCUGUCCGUAUCCUCUUCAUUCCGAGGUUGCCUGAGGAACGUCCAUCUCACCAAAUCUCACCAAAGCCACUUCCUGGACUUUAGCUCCGCCCACCUGCUGAGGGGCGUGCUCCCGAGCUCAUGUCCCGCCUCCAACCGACAGUCGCAAUGAGAACUGCAUUGAUGUUUAUAAGAAGAUCUGGAAUAUGUCACCAAAACUACUGCUAUG